Messenger RNA from Myzus persicae (green peach aphid), 552 nucleotides. RefSeq lists its product as uncharacterized. The record is from RefSeq and is a predicted model, not a curated record. The transcript has 2 exons. The coding region runs from base 1 to 552 and encodes 183 amino acids. NCBI's taxonomy places the organism in Eukaryota, Metazoa, Arthropoda, Insecta, Hemiptera, Aphididae.
AUGAGCUGGAUGGGUCAAUGGGUGUGGCCUAUUGUUGCUCGAGUGAUGAUUACUUCCUCUCUUCUCUUAGUGAUGGGAAAGGGCAACGAGACAGCAGACAUCUAUGCCAAAAGAGCCAUAACUUCUCCCGACGCCAUCUCGGUCCAAACAUGUUCUCUGAGUGACUUCAAGGGUAUCAUACACUCCCUGACAUGGCAACAUCGUUGGGCUUCUUCACAAACAAAACUCAAUGAAAUCAAACUCUCCAUUAACCCUUGGCCAACUUACCUUACAAAAAUACGUCACGAAAUUGUAAUUAAUAGACUAAGAAUUGGACGCAGCUGGCUUACACACCGUCACCUCACGAGACGUGAAGAUCCAGACCCAUGUACAACCUGCGGGGAAGGUCUAACGGUUAAACAUAUCCUCCUAUACUGUCGAAACUACGCAGACACAAGAACAACAGCCUUAGGUAUUCCUGAGCAUCUAUAUGAAGCACUUGGACUCGAUCACGAAAGUAAUAUCAAAAUCAUAAAGUUUCUUAAAAUUACUAAACUGUAUAACCUCAUCUGA